This is a messenger RNA of Anopheles marshallii, 285 nucleotides long. RefSeq lists its product as uncharacterized. Bases 1 to 285 code for a protein of 94 amino acids. The record is from RefSeq and is a predicted model, not a curated record. The transcript is spliced from 2 exons. NCBI's taxonomy places the organism in Eukaryota, Metazoa, Arthropoda, Insecta, Diptera, Culicidae.
AUGGGAUGCAGUGAAAUCAUGCGUAAUCUCGGGGAGCUUAUAAUGAACAAUAAGCUGGUCACCUUCCUGAGUGUGGCCCUGUUUGCGUUCGUGAUCACUGUUAUAGCACUAGCGGUGUCAAACAAUAACAAUGCUGACGAUUUAGAGCAAUGCCGGGCAGAUGUGGCAAGACUCCUGCUAUUAACGUCGACUGCGGCACCGACAGCAACUCCGGAAACCACUACGAUAGCAACACCGGAAACAACUACGACACCUGUCACCGAAGCGACAGUCGUUCCCCCCUAG